GCAAACUGAGGUUUAUCAAGAUGAAUUGUGAAAUCAUCGUCAGUUUUACAGAUAAUUGAAUCGACGCUCUUCGCUGGGCAGUGGUUAUUCAACCAAUGUUUACAUAUAUUGACUAUAUAUACGUAUGAAAACCACAGUGUUUGAAAGUCAUCUUUAAAAAGCUAUUAAUGGCAUAGAGGAUGUUGACGUGGUUAAUAGUGUAAUUAAUUGUAUAAGAGGGAUAUAGACAUAUCGACUGGAUGAUUUCACCGACGAAGGAAAAGGGGUCGACAUUCGGGAGCAAGCAGCUUCACAAGAUACAAAGCAUGCUUCACCACCGACCCCGUGCGGGGUCCUGGGGCAGCAAAGAAAAAACGGACAAACAUCUACAAAACAACCAUGGCAAUGGGGGUGAAAUACAAUGGUGCUUCUCUCAAGUGAAGGGGACAAUUGAAGAGGAUAUCACAGAAGCUGAUAUCAUCUCGUGUGUGGAGUUCAACCACAAUGGCGAGCUUCUAGCAACUGGGGACAAAGGUGGCCGUGUCGUUAUAUUCCAGCGUGAUGGCAAGGUAGAGGAUCAGCCCCAUUCGCCUGGCAACAAGUCAUUCCACACUCACGGGGAGUACAACGUGUACAGCACCUUCCAAUCUCACGAGCCAGAGUUUGACUACCUCAAGAGCUUGGAGAUUGAGGAAAAGAUAAACAAGAUACGCUGGCUCCAGCGCAGUAAUCCAGCCAACUUCCUACUCUCCACCAACGAUAAAACCAUCAAACUGUGGAAGGUGACAGAACGCGACAAGAGAGCAGAGGGCUACAACCUAAAGGAUGAUUCUGGAAUCCUGCGAGACCCUACCUCAAUCACGUCUCUGAGAAUCCCUCUGCUGAAACCCAUGGAACUGCUAGUGGAGGCCAGUCCGAGGCGGAUAUUCGCCAAUGCUCACACUUAUCACAUCAACUCCAUUUCCGUGAACAGCGAUCAGGAGACAUAUCUGUCUGCAGAUGACCUCCGUAUAAAUCUGUGGCAUUUGGAAGUCACAAAUCAAAGUUUCAAUAUUGUUGAUAUUAAGCCUGCCAAUAUGGAGGAGCUGACAGAAGUGAUCACUGCUGCAGAGUUCCAUCCAACAGAGUGUAACCUGUUUGUGUACAGUAGCAGUAAGGGCACUAUACGUCUCUGUGAUAUGAGAGAACGGGCACUGUGUGACAAACAUGCCAAACUGUUUGAAGAGCCUGAGGACCCGACGAAUAGAAGUUUCUUCUCCGAGAUCAUAUCUAGUAUAUCAGAUGUUAAAUUCAGUCAUAAUGGCCGCUAUAUGGUCACUAGGGACUAUCUGUCUGUGAAAGUUUGGGACCUUCAAAUGGACUCGAAGCCAAUUGAAACUUUCCAAGUUCACGAAUAUCUACGCAGCAAGUUGUGUUCUCUAUAUGAGAAUGAUUGUAUAUUCGACAAGUUUGAAUGUGCUUGGAGUGGGAAUGACAGACACAUCAUGACCGGCUCCUACAAUAACUUCUUCCGAAUGUUCGACCGAGAAUCAAAGAAAGACGUAACAUUAGAGGCCAGUCGUGAAAAUGUGAAACCAAAGACAGUACUAAAACCUCGAAAAGUUUGCAGUGGCGGAAAACGUAAAAAGGAAGAAAUAAGCGUUGACUGCCUGGACUUUAAUAGAAAAAUUCUUCACUCUGCCUGGCAUCCACAGGAAAAUAUUCUAGCAGUAGCGGCAACAAAUAAUUUGUAUUUGUUUGCCUCGAAGGACUAAUGUUGAUAACAAAGCUAGUUUUGGAAUUCCCAUUGCUAUCGGACCAUAAUUCAUUGUGUAUAUUUCGUUCCGUUGGCCAGUGGCCAAGUGAGAUGAUUGUGUUCAGUGAUGGAUAUUGGUGCAGAAAUGGUCAGACUGUCUGACCCAACAUAUGGUAUUAUUCUAGGUGUCCAUCUUUGUUGUUACAUAUGGUACAGAAGAAAGACACGGAAUUGUUGAUUAGCUGUUCAAGUGUUGAUAUUUUUUUGUGAAACGCUACUUUACAUCUGAAAUAUUUACUUGUGAUGGACUGGUAAUUACUAUGAUGCAUUACCAAGUGAGUUUGAAUUUGAAUUAUAAAAGAUUCAAAUGCCAUCAAAAUGUUUUGUUUAUGCUUUUAAUAUAAAAUUUAUAUGGAGUACUUAGUAAUUUAUGUUUUGGAAACAAAGUCAGAAUCAUGAGUUACAAAAAUGUCUGCAUUUUGUUAAAUACUGUUUAUUUACUGAUGAAUUGUGCAUGAAGUGAUAAGAAAUGUGAUUUGGUAAAGAAUUAACUUAAAAUGUAUAAGUAAAAUACAGAGCAUAGUGUAUAGUAAUUUUUGUGUUGUGAUUGACACUUUCACUGAUGUAAAUGGAGAUAUUCGCAUAAACAUGUUUGUCAAGUUGAUGGCAUUGAGUAGGAAUUCAGGUUCUUUCAUUAAAGAGCAUUAUUUGUAAGGCAUUUAGUCAUUCACACAUGGUAUUUAUAAGAUUUACUUUUUUGUAAUCACUAAUUUUGGAACAAACCUCAGCUUUAUAUAAAUGACUUGAGUGAUCCCCUGUCUUGACUGAUAAUGAAGUGCUUCGUAAUUUUUGUAUCCAUUUGUUUAAUUAUUGUUGUGCUACCUGAGAUCGGCCAUUUCAUAGUUGACAUGUCCAAUGGAUUUGUGACCCAAGUGCUGUUUUGCGAUGUUAGAAUUUUCAGGAAUUAAUAAGCAAUAGCCUUAGCCUUCAUCCAAGCCUACUUUCGUCCAUUUUGUUUGGAUACCAUUAUUCAUUUAUUGAAGUAAAUUUAGAAUAUUCCUCAAUUCCCCCAUCUAAGUAUUCCCCUUAAAUAUUCCCCCAUGAAACGACUUGGGGGCCACAUUCGUUCUAUAUGUGCAUUCUGUGACUAAUUUGUACAUUUAAGGGCUAGUACAUUUAGCGUUGUGCACAAGGUUUUGAAAUUCUAUUAACUUUUAAAACUGCACCACUAUAAUUGUUCGACAUCAACUGCUAGUCCAUUCAGUCAUUUACUUCAUUCAUUUUUGUUUAUUCUUAAAUACUUUGCCUGUAAUGCAUAAAUGCGUUUUGUGACCUAUCUCUUGUGCAUGUAUGAUUUGCUGAAGUCUUUCAUACCAUUGGAGUCAUGUUCUGAGGAAACUGGGUAUAACGCAUGUGCGUAAAGUGUCCUCUCAGAUUAGCCUGUGCAGUCCGCACAGGCUAAUCAGGGACGACACUUUCCGCUUUAAUGACGUUUUUCUUUAAAAUGAAGUCUCUUCUAAGCAAAAAUCCAGAAAGUGUGAUGGAAAGUGUGGUCCCUGAUUAGCCUGUACGGACUGCACAGGCUGAUCUGGGACGACACUUUACGCACAUGCAUUAUGCCCAGUUUUCUCAGAGCAUGACUCAUAUUUUUUGUGUUAGAAACAUCUGACUCUAGUCGGAUUCUCUGGUAGUUGCAAUUCUAUGAUAAGGGAUUUAACAAUGAUGGCUAUUGACAUGACCUCAUACUUUUGAUUAUCAGAUGAAUUCUCUUUUUAUGCCCCUUUUACAUAUUGCUGUCAAGUGUGUCUUAAGUUAUAAACAUUACAAGAGGGAAUUUAAUUGUUAUGAACUUCAAGAAAUUAGUGACUUAUUUUGUUGCUGUAUGGCUUUUGCAUGCCUGAAAUUAUGUUAAAGAAAGAUACUCGUUUGUACACAUGUAUAUGUGUGUUUGUCUCUUAAAAUAAUUUUCAACUUGUCUCUAAAAAUAAUUAUUCAAUUCAUCUGUGUUCCAUUGUGAUGCAUAUAAUUCCAUGGUUAUCAUUCAUUUUUUAAGAAUGUUUCAUUAUUGUUGUUCAUAUUCAUUAUCAUUUCUCUUGUUUUGCUGAUGAAGAUAACUAAACAUUAAGAAUUACUUUCCACCAUUCCAUUCAUAGGUUACAUAACAACCUUCCAUUGAAGUUGUUAUGGUUGGUCUUUUGGGUUACUAUACUCAUUUUUAGCUCGGCUGUUUUCGGAGAAAACCCAAGGUAUUGUCAUAGCCAACUCGUCAUCUGGCGUCGCGCUAAAACCUUUACAUUGGCUCUAAAAUCAAAGUGCUUCCACCUACAACUUUGAAACUUCAUAUGUAGCUGCACCUUGAUGAGUUCCACACGCCACACCAAUUUUUGGGUCAUUAGGUCAAAGGUCAAGGUCACUGUGACCCCUAAAAAAAAAAUUUCUUCUGACAAGCUUUCAUUUAGUCAAAACUGCACCUGCAGCUGAGUGUUGGUACCCGCUAUGCAGUGCUCUUGUUGAAGCAACGUACAUGGGCUUCCCUUACAGACAUUGUUUCUUGUUGAGAAUGUUAUUUGCAUAUUGUCUCCAUACUUUGUUGUGCUGUGAAACAGAAUUAGCAACAAUAAUUUGUCAAGUUGUGGUAUAAAAGCUUUUCUUUGGAAAAAAAUUAUGUGAAUUAUGUAAUGGUAAUGUAAUGGUCUUUAUCCAUAGAACAUUGUACUGUUUUAGAUAAACUGUAUUAGUUUUAAGGUGUUUUUUGCAACAUUUGGUAUGGAAACAUAUUGGAUUUUUGUUACGAAAAAAUUGACUAUUUAUAAGUAUUCAUAAGUAUACACAAGUACUUAAAGUGUUUAUAAUAAAGGUAUAGUGCUUCUAUGAUAUAGUUUUACAGUCCAUGAUUUGUUUUUAAGGUCUUAGAUUAUGCUUUUGUUAAUAUAUUAAACAAAACAGAAGCAGCCAAUAAAUGCCUAGUAAAGAAAAAGAUUGACAGAAAAAUGUUUAACCGUUUGUAACAGUAGUGGACAAGUAUCUAAAUGUACAUGUAUGCUGGUGUUUUAAGUGUGUGCAUGCAUGUACAGUGUGCAAUAUGAUUAAAGUAGUGCUGUUUAUAUUGACUUGAACUUUAUUAUUAAGGAUUUGCAUACCUGAAUUUGUAGAAUGUUUGUGUACUUUAUCUGAUAUUUCUUGCAUCUAAGGUAAAAUGCAAUUGCUUCUACAAUAUUUAAGUUUAAAAAAACAUGAUACAAGGACCUGCAUAUUUAAAAACACAUUUCCCAAAUGUUUUGAACGUACUGUUUGUUAAUGUCUACAUAUCUGGAAUCAAUUAGUCUUUGAUUUAAUUCUCUAUGGUACAUAAUGGUUUUGAAUUUGUCAAAAAAGCAAACAGCAAUUAUUUCAUUAAGAGUUUUUUCCAAUGUAUCACUCUGUCUAGGCAUCAACUGUUAAUCUGUUCAUCACUGGUGUGAAUGGUGACACGUACAGAAUGAAGAGUGGAUAGAAUGUGCUCCGAGUGUGAAUUUGCUGGUUUCAUUGUUAACUAGAAUCCAAGAACAAAUUUACGUAAGAUCUAUUCCAGCGUAGAUUUAUUAUUUGUUGGCAAUUCUUCAUUUCUGUUGGUGACAAUUGCAUGCGUAGUAUCAAAAAUAUUUGUCAUAAAGUUGAUGUGAUAGAAUCUGAGUGACCAUCAAUUUACUAUGUUUUGUUUGUUGUCCAUUUAUUUCCGAUCUUACACAAUUUAUGUGAUGAGCUCAUACAUGUUAUAAGCAGAAUUCGCAUUGUUGUAGCGAAUGAUCAUUGCCAAUACAUGUAUUUCGAUAUGAUAGUCAGUGUUCUGUACCGUAUUAGAUUAAUAACAUGUUUGUACAUUUUCAAUAUUGUAUGAAAUUACGUAUAUUUUGUUUAACGUUUCAUAAAUAGAUGAUGUCUGUUGAAAAUGCACAUGAUGAAAUAAAAUAUUUAUAACAA
Molecule: messenger RNA, 5674 nt
Organism: Dreissena polymorpha
Lineage: Eukaryota; Metazoa; Mollusca; Bivalvia; Myida; Dreissenidae
Product: serine/threonine-protein phosphatase 2A 55 kDa regulatory subunit B alpha isoform-like
Exons: 9
Coding region: 240-1733 (497 amino acids)
Biological process (GO): peptidyl-serine dephosphorylation
Cellular component (GO): cytosol; protein phosphatase type 2A complex
Molecular function (GO): protein binding; protein phosphatase regulator activity
Source: RefSeq, a predicted model, not a curated record